AUGUUUGCUGGGCUUUGGUUCGGUGUCUCCAAGCCACAUUUCCAAACAUUUAUGCAGCCAUUCGCAAACUCACUAAAUGAUUUAUUCUUCAAAGGUAAGGUUUAUGUUUUUAAAAUCAGUCCCCAUUUUUUGUAUUACCUUAAAGCAUGCAUUUAUCUGCUACAUUCUAAUGUACAUAUAUGCACACUGUAGUCACAGCUACUCUCUAGUAUACUAUUAGUUCAGAAUGUUCAUAAUAAAUACAUUGUACAACUGUUGCUGUUUGACAUAAUUAUUACUCCCCCGAACUAUAUAUAAUUUACAAAAGGGGACAAAGGAAAUUGAGUCACUAUAGAGUGACUCACCGGACAACUUCCCUAAAACUUUGCUUUAUAUUUUCUGUAAAGGUGACCUGUAUAUAGUGGUCACCUGUUAGUGUCUUGUAACGGAUGCAGUCACCCUUUAGACUUAGAUGCUAUUCAUUAACUUCCAGUAGAGUUUAAAGAGAACCUGUAUAUAACGGCCACUUGGCCAUUUCCCAAGGGUGACCGUUAUACACAGGUUUAACUUACAACUCUGACUAAAGGAGAUUUGGCAUAAUACAUGUAGAUACAAAUGUGUGCUUUAAAUUAUUGAAAAUUAUUUUCAAUCAUUAUUUAGCAGCUACAUGUAUGUAUGAAUUUCAAAAAUGCUUUGAUGUGUUAUCUGUUAUCAAUUAACUUUGAAGUCUAUAGAAAUUCUGCUGCCCUCAUUUCUACCCUAUGGGUCAACAUCUGAAUAGUCAGGAUUUUUUUUGCUCCUUUUUAUAGGGAUUGAUGUAAAGCUGAAUGGCAAGAACAUGUUGCUUCGCUGUAUUUUACUCUUAGGGACAUUUGAUGCCCCAGCAAAGUGCCUUUUCCAAGAGUUUUGUCAAUUCAAUGCCUUUUAUGGUUGCCCAUACUGCCUGAGCCCUGGCAAAACUGUGCAGACAAGUAGCAAAGGGCACACUCAUGCUUACCCAUUUGAUGAAGCAAAUCUCAGAACUGGUCAUGGGGAACCAAGAACACAUGAACAGACAUUAAAGUUUGCAGCUGAAGCUACCAAGGAAAGUGCUCAAAAGGGCAUCCCAAGUAGUGUUAAAGGGGUUAAAGGCUAUUCAUGGUUUAUGUUUAUUCCAAAGUUUGACAUCAUUAGAGGAAUAGCCAUUGACUAUAUGCACAGUACAUUACUUGGCGUGGUUAAGAUGUUGCUUACCCUUUGGAGUGACAAGACAUAUAAAGCAGAGCCAUGGUCUGUCUGUAAAAGAAUGAAAGAAAUUGAAGAGAGGUACCUAAAGAUUAGUCCUCCUUCUUGCAUCACGCGCCUUCCCAGAAGCCUGAUAGCAAACUUUGGGCAUCUCAAAGCAUCUGAGUUAAGGACUUUCCUGUUGUUCUACUCUGUUCCAUGUCUGUAUGGUAUUCUUCCAGAAGAGUACUUUCAGCACUACCUUCACCUUGUGGAAGCCAUUUACCUUCUUCUCCAGGAUUCUAUCUCUCCGAAUGACAUUGUAAAGGCCUCUGCUUUAAUAAAGCAUUUCUGUAUCAGGAUAAAGGAACUUUAUGCAGCCCGCUAUGAAACUUUUAAUGUGCACUGUUUACUUCACAUGACAGAAAAGUGA
Molecule: messenger RNA, 1615 nt
Organism: Porites lobata
Lineage: Eukaryota; Metazoa; Cnidaria; Anthozoa; Scleractinia; Poritidae
Source: the annotation of a GenBank genome assembly